AUGGACGGCGACGACACCGUCACCACCGAGGUCUGCAAAGAGGCAGAUGUUGGGGAUGGAGAGCUCUGGGAGGUGAUGGUGGCUGGCUACCCGGUGCUGCUGGUGAGGAACAAGAAGGAGUUCAGAGCCCUGGGCAGUAAGUGCCCCCACCACGGUGCCCCGCUCAGCAAAGGAGUCUUGAAAAGGGAGAGGCUGCGUUGUCCCUGGCACGGCGCCUGCUUUAACAUCAAAACUGGAGACAUCGAGGAAUACCCUUCUCUGGACUGUCUUCCCUGCUUUAAGGUAACAGUGGAAGACGGAAAGGUGUUUGUUACAGCAAAAAAGAAGGAUCUUGAAAGCAGCCUGAGGGUGAAGGACACAAGCAAGCGAUGCCUUCUCAACCGGGAGACGAUGCUGCUUCUGGGGGGAGGUGUGGCUGCUCUGGUGUGUGCAGAGACACUUCGCCAAGAGGGCUUUACUGGCAGGAUCAUUGUGGUCACCAAAGAGAAACAUGUUCCAUAUGACAAGUCCAAACUGAGCAAGGAAAUGAACUUGAAAGCUGAGGACAUCUACCUGAGGAAACCUGAAUUCCUUGAUGCUCACGGCAUAGAGUUCUGGAUGGAAAAAGAGGCAGUGUCAGUGGAUUUCCAGAAGCAGAAGGUCUGCUUCAUGGACGGGUCCUCUCAGAAGUACAAUCGGCUGCUCAUUGCAACAGGCAGCCACUCCAGCUUCCUCAAAGUCCCAGGUGCAGACCUGCAGAAUGUGUGCAUUCUCCAAACCCCUGAAGACUCUAGCAAGAUCUUAGAGCUGGCAACUGGGAAGAAUCUGGUGAUCGUAGGAGCUUCAUUCAUAGGAAUGGAGAUAGCUGCCUUCCUCUCAGACAAGGCUGGUGCCAUCUCAGUGGUGGAAAAAAAGGAGUUCCCUCUCCAGAAUGCACUGGGUCCACAGGUUGGAGGUGUCGCCAUGAAGAUGCUGCAAAAUAGGGGGGUGAAGUUUUACAUGAAAACAGAACUCUGUGAGCUGAAAGGAAAGGAUGGAAAGGUCACAGAGGCUGUUCUUGCCAGUGGAGAGAAACUACCCGCAGAUGUGGUCGUGGUGGGAAUAGGGGUGUUCCCUAACUCAGCAUUUCUGAAGGGCACCUCCAUCGCCAGAGAUGACAGCGGUGCCAUCCUGGUGGAUCUGCGCAUGCAAACCAACAUCCCAAAUGUUUUCGCUGCGGGAGAUGUGGUCUCCUUUCCUGUAGCGCUGCUCAACGGGGACCAGUCCAGCAUCCAUCACCAACAGGUGGCCGAGGCCCAUGGUCACAUUGCUGCCUUAAACAUGCUGAAGAAAGACAAGGAGUUGCACACUGUUCCCUUCUUCUGGACCACAAUGGUUGGGAAAACCAUCCGCUAUGCAGGCUGCGGGAAGGGAUACACAGACACUGUUGUGAAGGGCAGCCUGGAACAACAGAAGUUCCUGAUCUUUUACAUCAGGGAUGGCUUCGUGACUGCAGCUGCCAGCCUGAACUGUGACCCCAUGGUGUCUCUGAUUGCAGAAGUUUUAUAUUCAGGGAAACAAAUCUCUAAAGAAGAAGCAGAGGCCUGGGACAUCUGCAACAUACCUUCGUUGGCAGAAACCCAAGCUCAGUAG
Molecule: messenger RNA, 1611 nt
Organism: Haliaeetus leucocephalus (bald eagle)
Lineage: Eukaryota; Metazoa; Chordata; Aves; Accipitriformes; Accipitridae
Product: apoptosis-inducing factor 3-like
Exons: 18
Coding region: 1-1611 (536 amino acids)
Cellular component (GO): cytoplasm
Molecular function (GO): oxidoreductase activity, acting on NAD(P)H; flavin adenine dinucleotide binding; 2 iron, 2 sulfur cluster binding
Source: RefSeq, a predicted model, not a curated record